AACCCUUUUUUGUUUUUCAGACCUGAUUGCACACUGAGUUUGCAGGCUGAACUUUGAUCAAAACUGUUAGACCUGAAAUGGAGUCGAGUCCAUGCAGAAUGAAUCUCUUUCUCUUCAUCUCAUUGCUAUGUAUCCAAGACUGCUUUGGGGUUCCAGCAGCAUCAGUGUUCCUGAAUAGGUCUGAAGCUAACCAGAUGCUUCUGCAUCGGUAUCGACGUGCCAACUCAUUCCUGGAGGAGCUGAAAUUAGGAAAUCUGGAGAGGGAGUGUGUAGAAGAGAAAUGCUCAUACGAAGAGGCCAAGGAGAUCUUUUCUGGGCCUGAACAAUUGGAUGAGUUCUGGAAGAAGUACACAGAGGUGGACCAAUGUCAAACUGGCCCAUGUGCAAACGGGGCCACUUGUGUCAGUCAGGACAACACUUAUAUCUGUAUAUGUCCACCUAGAUUCCAGGGACGGAAUUGCGACAAAGAAACACUUCCGCAGACUUUUUAUGGCUGUCUCUAUAAGAACGGAGGAUGUGAGCACUUCUGCACAGAGGCUGCAGAUUCGGUCCAUCAAUGUCACUGUGCUACUGACUACAGCUUAGCGGCUGACAACAGAAGCUGUGUGUCACAAGUACCUUUUCCUUGUGGUAAACCAGUGGUGACAACUGUAGGCCCUAGGAUUGUUAAAGGACAAUUGUGCCCUAAAGGACAGUGUCCUUGGCAGGCAUUACUUAAGCUUGAGAAUGUGUAUAAAUGUGGAGGAGUUAUUCUAAACUAUGAGUGGAUUCUCACGGCAGCUCACUGUGUCUGGCAAUACAACCCCUCCCAACUACUAGUGACAGUAGGUGAACACAUAAUUAAUGUGAACGAGGGCACAGAGCAAACUAGAAGAGUGUCCAAAAUAUUAAUCCAUCCUCUCUACAACCACACAUCCAAUGAUGCUGACAUAGCACUUCUACAUCUGCACAAGAACAUAUCGCUAGGCCCCUACGUGGUGCCCAUCUGCCUUCCUCCAGCACAAGGCACAUUUUCUCGCGUGCUAGGGGCAGUGCGCACCUCCGUCGUGAGCGGAUGGGGACGGCUUUCUCAGCAAGGACCUCUGUCCUCCAUUCUUCAGCGGCUAGAAGUGCCCCGGGUGCCACUCGAGAGGUGCCGAGCCCACUCAGGUCUGAGCCUGACCAACAAUAUGCUGUGUGCUGGCUUUAAGGAAGGAGGACGUGACGCCUGUCAAGGGGACAGCGGUGGGCCACUGGUCACCCACUACAACAACACAUGGUUUUUGACCGGCAUAGUGAGCUGGGGAAAAGGUUGUGCCCGCUCAGACAUGUAUGGUGUCUACACCCGUGUAGCAGUCUUUGUAGAGUGGAUUAUGAACACAAUGGCUGCAGAAUAAAUUAAGGAAGACCAAAGAGCAACAUCUUAAAAUGUAGUAUCAGAUGAUUUGGUGUUGUAUAGAUCAAUACAGACUGUACUGAUAUUUAGCUUCACUAUAAAGCACUGUAUUUCCCUAUGUAUAUGAUGAACAAUGAAUUACUAUACCAUUCAGUUUGUACAACCACUAAUAAAAUGAAUGUUGCUAUGUUGCUA
Molecule: messenger RNA, 1570 nt
Organism: Pangasianodon hypophthalmus (striped catfish)
Lineage: Eukaryota; Metazoa; Chordata; Actinopteri; Siluriformes; Pangasiidae
Gene: f7l
Product: coagulation factor VII, like
Exons: 8
Coding region: 78-1376 (432 amino acids)
Biological process (GO): blood coagulation; proteolysis
Cellular component (GO): extracellular region
Molecular function (GO): serine-type endopeptidase activity; calcium ion binding
Source: RefSeq, a predicted model, not a curated record